Messenger RNA from Lachnellula hyalina, 861 nucleotides. RefSeq names its product GATA type zinc finger protein (gene asd-4). Gene Ontology annotation, molecular function: RNA polymerase II cis-regulatory region sequence-specific DNA binding; DNA-binding transcription factor activity, RNA polymerase II-specific; zinc ion binding. The record is from RefSeq and is a predicted model, not a curated record. NCBI's taxonomy places the organism in Eukaryota, Fungi, Ascomycota, Leotiomycetes, Helotiales, Lachnaceae. The transcript has 2 exons. Gene Ontology annotation, biological process: positive regulation of transcription by RNA polymerase II; negative regulation of transcription by RNA polymerase II. The annotation marks the transcript as partial.
CCCACCUGCCAGAAUUGCACCACCUCAACCACGCCGCUCUGGCGGCGUGACGAAAUUGGUUCUGUUUUGUGUAAUGCCUGUGGCCUCUUCCUCAAACUGCACGGUCGUCCAAGGCCGAUAAGCCUGAAGACAGAUGUUAUUAAGAGUCGCAACCGCGUCAAAAGUAGUUCUGGCGCAGGACAAGCUACGAAGAAGAAGCUCUUCGACAACAAUGGGAUAUCUUUCGAACCCGCGCGAUCGCAGGCUGGCACUCCUCCUGGCCAUCGUCGCACGUCUCAAAAAUCUGCGAAUGGUCACUCUGAUGGCUCGAACUCCCCUAUCUCGAGAACUGCGACCCCAUCGAUGUAUCCAAAUCACCUCGGGACCUUCAGCGCCCACAACGGCCACAGCAUCGAAGACCCCUACAACAAUCAUCAAUCACCCUCCCUUCCUCCCAUGCACAUCCGCCAGCCAUCACCAGGUCGCUCUGCUUCGCCAUUAAAUGGUGGACAACUUGAGCCGCCUCAGACACAUGAGCAACUUAUCGCGUCGAACGCCGCACUCAAGACUCGGGUUAGCGAGCUGGAGGUCAUCAAUGGGUUUUUCGAGGGUCGAGUCACUCAGCUGGAGCAAGAUGAAGCGAAUGCUAGGAGAGGCGAAGAGAUGCGCCGCGAGGGUGAAUUCGGCGCGUUGCAGCGACUCGAGGAGUCACAACGACGCGAGAAUCAGCUCAAACGUCGUCUCGACGAUGUAGAGCGCGAAUUGAACGAACGAACUCGGGAGCUCAAUGACCUACGCGAGGGAGGACCACCUGCAAAGAAGAUGCGUGUCGCGGAUAUGGUUGGUGAUAGCGAGUCGUCUACUCCUCAAUCCGUUACCUAG